CUUUCUGACUUUGAAUGAACGGACCAACGAAUGAAUCUUCCUCGUCCACCUCAUCCUCACCAGCUGCAAAUUGCUUCAUUUUCAUCUGAGACGAGAUGAGAGCGCAUCAGCUAGAGGCUAGACGAAGAGGACGAUCUCACCGACAUCUAUCAUCAUUCCACGGCUGAUCUGGUCAUUUCCCGUCUUGAUAGUGCUUUUGAUUGAUGCCGUUUAUUGUUGUCAAAAUUGGAUUGUUACCACCACUACCACCACCGUAUCGCUUCCAGCUCAUAGACAUGCACCAGGGUAAGAGUGGGAGUUUUGUGUCCAGGAAUAAUCCGGGUAUUAAUUCCAACGCUACUACUGCUCCUGCUAACAACACUAAUAAAUCUCAGAGGAGAUUGAGCUUGUGCUCUCAAAUAGCCACGCACUCUUCCCCAAUUGUUUUCCCUGAGAAACAGAAACGCAGCAAGAAGCUCAAGGCUGCCUCUUCCAAUUCCAGGAGUAGUACUGAGGCCGUUGAUGAUGACCCGUUUCCAUUCAACCAACCCAAGAUUGAUGAGCACAGAAUAGACAUAGGUGGAGGAGCAGCUGCAGGAGGAGAUGAAAACUCCGAUUUGUUAGGCUAUGCUGUCUUAUCUGGGAAACUCAUUUUGGAUAAAAGAAACACCUCUUCCUCUUCCUCCUAUCAUACCAGUACUACGAAGGAUCAAGCUGACGUCACCAACCAACAAGCAGUUGAUGCUAAGCUUACAAGCAAAGCUUUAGUUUGGGGUUCUCAUAUGCUCCAUCUUGAGCAUGUCAUCUCGGUAUCAUACAAUGUUGGUCUCAGACAUUUUACAGUGCAUUCUUAUCCCAUAAAAAAGAGCUCUUGUGGGCUGUCUUGCUUUAUGAAGCCUAAAAGAACUCGCAGAGACUACCGUUUCUUGGCUUCUAGCGUGGAAGAGGCCCUUCAAUGGGUUGGUGGAUUUGCUGAUCAGCAAUGCUAUAUUAAUUGUUUGCCCCAUCCCUUGGCUUCAUCGAAGAAGCAAGCUUCUUCUGAGUUACUUCCCACUGACCCCCCGCCUGAACUGCUCUUCAAGUGCAAGAGCCCUCCCAAAAUGCUGGUCAUAUUAAAUCCACGCUCGGGGCGCGGUCGUUCAACUAAAGUUUUCCAUGGAAUUGUGGAACCAAUAUUUAAGCUAGCGGGGUUCAAAUUGGAGGUAGUCAAAACAACGUCUGCUGGCCAUGCUAAAAAGCUUGCUUCAACUGUUGAUAUCAGCACUUGUCCUGAUGGAAUUAUAUGCGUUGGUGGUGAUGGAAUAAUUAAUGAGGUUCUAAAUGGUCUGCUUAUUAGGGAUAACCAGAAAGAAGGGAUUUCGAUACCAAUUGGAAUUAUACCUGCUGGUUCAGAUAAUUCACUUAUUUGGACUGUUCUAGGGGUUAGAGAUCCAAUUUCGGCUGCCAUAUCUAUUGUGAAGGGGGGUCUCACUGCUACAGAUGUUUUUGCUGUCGAGUGGAUACAUUCUGGUGUUAUACACUUUGGAAUGACAGUCUCAUAUUAUGGCUUUGUCAGUGAUGUGUUGGAACUUUCUGAGAAAUAUCAGAAACGCUUUGGUCCAUUGCGAUAUUUUGUUGCUGGAUUUCUCAAGUUCUUAUGCUUGCCAAAGUACAGCUAUGAAGUGGAAUAUCUUCCUGCAUCAAGAGAGGACAGGGAUGGAAAACAGUCAGCUGAGAGAGACAUAGUUGACAUGUCAGACUUGUACACUGAUGUGAUGAGGAGAUCUAACAAAGAUGGCAUACCCAGAGCCUCUAGUUUAUCAAGUAUCGACUCAAUAAUGACUCCAAGUCGAAUGUCUGGAGGGGACUUGGAUACAACCUGCAGUAGCACUCGUGCUAGCACUGAACCAUCUGAGUAUGUGCGUGGCUUGGAUCCAAAAGCAAAACGCCUGUCAUCAGGGAGGACAAAUGUUAUGGCAGAGCCAGAAGUUAUUCAUCCACAAUUACCACUGUCAACAACUCCAAACUGGCCAAGGACUAGGUCAAAGUCGAGGGCCGAUAAAGGAUGGACAGGAUUGACUUCUACACAUGAUCCUUCUCGAUGUUCUUGGGGAAAUGCCGCACCAAAUGAUAGAGAGGAUAUAUCUUCAACAUUAUCUGAUCCUGGUCCAAUUUGGGAUGCUGAACCAAAGUGGGAUACUGAACCUAAUUGGGAUGUUGAAAAUCCUAUUGAAUUGCCAGGGCCAUCAGAUGAUAUAGAACCAGGAACGAAAAAGGAAGUAAUUCCUAGGUUUGAGGAUAAAUGGGAAUUUAGAAAGGGACAAUUUCUUGGUAUCAUGGUUUGCAACCAUGCUUGCAGAACUGUUCAGAGUUCUCAGGUGGUAGCACCGAGGGCUGAGCAUGAUGACAACACCAUGGAUAUGCUCUUAGUUCAUGGUAGUGGGCGACUGAGGCUACUGAGAUUUUUCUUGCUAUUGCAGAUGGGUCAACAUCUUUCUCUCCCAUAUGUUGAAUAUAUUAAGGUAAAAUCUGUGAAGAUAAAAGCGGGGAAGCACACACACAAUGGUUGUGGAAUUGAUGGUGAGCUCUUUCAACUUAAUGGGCAGGUAAUAUCUUCUUUGCUGCCAGAGCAGUGCAGACUCAUUGGCCGGUCCCCAAACCAUCCCAUGUAACAAUCAUGAGGCCUCGCUCUACGUUUCUUUGAAAGAAAAGGGGACUUCACUCUCUUUGCGAGUUGUGGUUUUGAUAUAUGCAUAGAUCCUGGAACCAGAGAAGAAAAAAUUGUGGCCCUUUUUUCGUCUUUUUUUAUUUAUUUUUUUUCAUUUGAAGCCCCAUCAUCACCAUUGAGUCAUUUGAGAUCCCUGUAAAUUUUUUGUGCGGUUAUGUGUAUUAGUUGCUGCUUGCUUAUUUUAUUAUGUCCUUUUAGUUUGCCUAUAUACGCUGCCCUCUUUCUUUUGUUGGCAUGAGGUGCUUCUUGUAUUGGAAAACACCAUUCCCUUUCUUCUGUGAUUAUAACCGAAAUUGUUCAUGUCAUUGUGAUAUUGUAAAGCAUUUGGUUCUCUUUCGA
Molecule: messenger RNA, 3025 nt
Organism: Populus nigra (black poplar)
Lineage: Eukaryota; Viridiplantae; Streptophyta; Magnoliopsida; Malpighiales; Salicaceae
Product: sphingoid long-chain bases kinase 1
Exons: 10
Coding region: 204-2630 (808 amino acids)
Biological process (GO): sphingosine biosynthetic process
Cellular component (GO): membrane; intracellular membrane-bounded organelle; cytoplasm
Molecular function (GO): kinase activity
Source: RefSeq, a predicted model, not a curated record